Coccidioides immitis RS is the source of this 618-nucleotide messenger RNA. RefSeq lists its product as uncharacterized. The transcript is spliced from 4 exons. The record is from RefSeq and is a predicted model, not a curated record. Lineage: Eukaryota; Fungi; Ascomycota; Eurotiomycetes; Onygenales; Onygenaceae. The coding region runs from base 1 to 618 and encodes 205 amino acids.
AUGGAGCUGGAUGAUGUCAGGCCAGCUGAAGUUAUCUUCAAGAAAAGGCUUUUUGCCUCCGAGUUCUCCGACAUAUUCCUCACUGUUGUUCGCGGACAACGAUAUGUCAUGAAAGUGGUGACAUCACGGACGAGGCCCACGACGAUUUAUGAGCCGGAUCGCGAGCUGGACAUCCACAUCCUCAAGUCGACUGCCUACCGUCGUUUGAAGGAACGAGGAAUAUGUGAGCAAGGGAUUAUUCCUCGAUUCUUUGGCACCAUGGACAAGUUUGAUCCAGGACCAUGCCAGCCUUACCUGCACGCUUUUGCGAACGAUGAAUACCCACCCAGUGCAAUUUUUCUAGAAUAUAUCCCGAACCUUGAGAUGCUUGAUCUGAACAACUAUACACAAGCUCGAAUGAACAAGUUUCUUGAGGGUAUCCGGGAAAUACACAAAGCUCUUGUAGAGCACGGAGACCCGAAGCCCAGGAACAUGCUCAUCGUCAAGGGCGACCGGGAGCGGACAGAGCGAGCUUUUUUGGACGAGGAAGAAGAAACAGUUGAAGGCCUUAAAAAGUGUUUGGAAGGCGACCUUCGGGAAGGGAGACUCAAACAAGCGUACAUAUUCUAUUGUACGUGA